This is a messenger RNA of Tachysurus fulvidraco (yellow catfish), 1064 nucleotides long. RefSeq names its product F-box/LRR-repeat protein 17-like. NCBI's taxonomy places the organism in Eukaryota, Metazoa, Chordata, Actinopteri, Siluriformes, Bagridae. The record is from RefSeq and is a predicted model, not a curated record. The coding region runs from base 501 to 857 and encodes 118 amino acids. The transcript has 8 exons.
ACACGCUCCUUUUCUCUAUCCGAGUGUGUGUAUGUGUGUGAAAUCUAAUCCGAUUAUAUUUUUAGGUGAGACCUCUCAUCGACUCCAUCUCUCCUUUCACUGUGUUUACAAACUGCUGGAGCGGAAGCGGAAAUGACGGUGCGGAAUGGAACACUUAGUUUUUUGACGUCAAUAACGUAGUAAUAAAUAAUUCGAUAAAUAGAUUUAAGUAUAAGCUUAAAUAUUUGAAAUAACAAAAAAUCGAAUUCCACGUAUCGUAAAGAAUCUAAUAUUGGUAGGUGACGUCAUGCACACGUCAUGCGCGAGCCGUAAAUGAUUCAGCUCUUCUUGGGCACAUAUGAUUGAGAGAAGGUAAACGAUGCAGUUCUCAUUCAGACGGGGAUUAUAGUCUGAACAUCACCAGACCACAACAUCACAUCCUUAUCAGGCGGUUCAUGUCAGUGCACUAAAAGAAAAGGUUGACGCACAAAACCACUGACGAGGAGAAGUGUGUAGAGGUCAUGGCAGCUCCAACACCACCAAAACCACCACCACGCUCCUCUUCCUGUCCUUACAGGUCUCCUCCUAUACCCUUUCCUGCAGCAAUACCCAUCCCAAGUUGUGGCUCAAAUGGGAAUAUUGCUGAAGGUGGGGCUGCAGGUGGGGCUGCAGGUGGGGACGAGGAUAAACCCAUGGUCCCGGAGCAGGAGACCAGUCCCUCUACCACACACACAACUGUACCGGCAAGUCCAAGCAGUGAUGAAGAGGUCAACACACACACACAACACGACUGUCUGACCUUGAAUGCACCGGUGCAGGAGAGCGGAGAAGGUGAUACAAAGUGUGGGGGAAAAGAUGGAGCUCCUGACAAACAGUAAUGGCUGAACAGAUUCCAACAUCUUAGCCACCAGGCCACCACGUCCCGCUAUCCCGCUAUCGUAUUUCAUCCAAGAUGCAUGUUAUCAUUUUACUGUUUCGUGUCCAAUAAUGUAACAGGACUGUAACUUGAGCACAGAAGAUCAUUGAAGGUCAAUACAAAUAUGUUUUAUAUAGUAAAAUAUACUUUAAUUAAAAGAUGAAAAACC